GGAGCUGCGCUCAGCCCACACUCAGCCACGGCUCCCGGAGGCAUGAACAAGGUCGUCCCCCAGGGAAGUGGCAAUGGCCGUGCUGCUGCUGGAACCAAAGCCCGCCCCGAAGGAGAAGGAGAUGUGCCCCGGAGCCUCCCCAGCUUCCUCCUGGCCGGUUGUGGAGACCCAGCUGCCUGGAUCUACUCUGACCAAAAGUGUGAUGGGACCAACAACUGCGGGGACUGCUCUGAUGAACUGAGCCCAGUGACUGCGUGCCCACCCUGCGGUCCUGAGUGGUGGCGCUGCACUUCCACUGUCUUCCAGUACUGUGGCUGUAUCCCAAGGGCUCUGUGCCAGGACGGCACGCAGCACUGCUCCGACUGGUCCGAUGAGUACUCCUGUCUGCGACCCUGACCCGGCCCUCCAGGCCAGCCAGAGGCUGCUGGGAGUGGCAUUGAUUACUC
Messenger RNA from Fukomys damarensis (Damara mole-rat), 446 nucleotides. RefSeq names its product low density lipoprotein receptor class A domain containing 1 (gene Ldlrad1). The record is from RefSeq and is a predicted model, not a curated record. The coding region runs from base 43 to 396 and encodes 117 amino acids. The transcript has 4 exons. Gene Ontology annotation, molecular function: protein binding. Lineage: Eukaryota; Metazoa; Chordata; Mammalia; Rodentia; Bathyergidae.